Messenger RNA from Aspergillus caelatus, 903 nucleotides. RefSeq lists its product as uncharacterized. NCBI's taxonomy places the organism in Eukaryota, Fungi, Ascomycota, Eurotiomycetes, Eurotiales, Aspergillaceae. The transcript has 2 exons. Bases 1 to 903 code for a protein of 300 amino acids. The record is from RefSeq and is a predicted model, not a curated record.
AUGUCGUCCCCUGGAUUUAUAAACAUUGUCCUUCGUACAUUUGAGGAUCUUCUCGCUGUUCAUGUGCACCCGGAUUUAAUCCGCCAUAUUGGAGGCAUACGUCCUUACCUCACCGGAACGAGCAAAGCAUUGCCCUCUGAGCCGCUAACCAGAAAGGCAAGAAAUGCGGUUGCGAUGCUCCUCAACUCCACUGAGUUAGUCAGCUUUUCUCUUGGAAUUGGCCUUUGGCUGAGCCUCUCAGCACGCAAGCCGCAGUCGACCGUUGACAAUGAGAUACAAUGUGCCAAGGCAGUGCAUUCCGCCACUACAGGUGCCGUAGCCUGCAAAGAGAGCGAAAUAACCUUUGUGAUGCACUGCAUGGCAAAGGAGUUUCUGGACAGUGUUCAGUGCCAUAGUCCUCAAACGACAAAUAUAAUGAAUUUCUUCAGAUACUGUCUCCAGGUAGAGAGGCUAUCGCAAAAGCCACCUCGGGAGCUGCAUAGGUAUACAAACCUAAGAUUUCGAAGGAUUGGACAUGAUGAGGCUUUACUACGCGAGUUUCCAGCUCUAGUUGGCACGUGGCUAUGUCUCUGUGAUAUUAAUCUGCUUGUUGAAAUGGUUCCUAGGGAAAAAGCCGAUAUUUUAGAUCUUGACUUCCAACGGACGUUUGAAAACUUCGAGAAGAUCUUUAUUGCCCUGGCAAAAAUGAUACACAUGCGUCUACUGCAGGCUGGAAAGGCAAAAGAAUGGAUAGCAAAGCUCUGUGACCUGCAUUUCAAGUCCUCCAUCGCCAACCAACACUUGCUUAUGUUAGUUCACGAGAGUGUGACUCACUCAGAGUUCCUUAAUUCAUUAGACGGUCUUCGAAUUUCGUUGCGUCAGGUGGUCAAUGAAAUGGAGCGUGGACUGGAGCAAUCGAUGUAA